AUGGUGGCAACGAUUCAGAACGUCUACAUCGCCGCUGCGCUGGCCACCAUCGGUGGUCUCCUGCAGGGCUUUGAUGUGAGCAGCCUGUCCGCCAUCCUCGCCACGCCUCAGUACAAGGAGUACUUUUCACAUCCAGACUCCUCCACCCAGGGUGGCAUCACCGCGUCCAUGGCGGGCGGCUCUCUGCUCGGCGCACUGCUCGCCUCCUGGAUGGGCGACCGCAUUGGCCGGCGCGACUCCAUGGCCGUGGCCUGCAUCGUCUUCAUCACGGGGUCGACGCUCAUGUGCGCGGUGCAAAACACGGCGAUGCUGGUAGUGGCUCGGGUUGUCAAUGGAAGCGCCGUCGGCAUCCUCACAAGCCAAGGGCCGAUUUACAUUGCAGAGAUUAGCCCGGCUACGACAAGAGGUCGGCUCAUCUCGCUGCAGCAAUGGAUGGUUACGUGGGGUAUCCUCAUCAUGUAUUACAUCUCUUAUGGUGCGUCUUUCAUCAAGUCCAAUGCUUCUUUUCGUCUACCCUGGGGAAUCCAGAUGGUUCCCGCCAUCCUCCUCCUCUGCGCCGUCCCCUUCCUGCCUCGGUCCCCCCGCUGGCUCGCCAGCAAAGAGCGGUGGGAAGAAGCAAGCAAGACCCUGGCCCUUCUGCGCUCCGACGGCGACGAGUCGGACGAAGCCGUCAUCAGCGAACUCGAGGCCAUCCGCUCACGCAUCCGUCUCGAAUCCAUGUACGGCUCCUCCUCCUGGGCCCAAGUCUUUUCCGGCCGCAACCUGAUCCGCGUCCACGUCUGCAUCUUCGCCCACCUCUGGGCCCAGUUCAGCGGCACCAACGCCCUGAUGUACUACAUCGUCUACGUCUUCCAGAUGGCCGGCCUCUCCGGCACAAAGGUCCUCGCCAUCUCCAGCAUCCAAUACGUCAUCAACGUCGCCAUGACCCUCCCCGCGCUACUCCUGGUGGACAAGAUGCCGAGGAGACGCGUCAUGAUGACGGGCAGCUUCCUGAUGGCCACGUGGAUGUUCGCGACGGCCGCGGUGGAGGCGACGCACGGGUACGGGGUGCCCGGGGGACUCAACGGAAAUGCGACAAUUACGUGGGUUGUCAACAGCAGCGCAGCGGGUAAAGCGGUGAUUGCACUGAGUUAUCUCUUCGUUGCCACCUUUGCUUGUACUUGGGGACCAAUGGGGUGGAUCUAUCCGUCCGAGAUUAUUCCGCUUUACAUUCGUUCGAAGGCAGUAUCUCUCUCCGUACUUGUCAACUGGCUCGGCAAUUUCUCGCUCACGUUCAUGACGCCGCCAGCUUUUCAAGAGAUUCAAUGGCGAACAUAUCUCAUCUUUGGCUCCAUCAGCGCCGCGGCACUCGUCCACGUCUUCCUCUUCUUCCAGGAGACCCAGGGCAAGACUCUCGAGCAGAUGAAUGAUGUGUUUGACUACAACACGUUUGCGUUUGGGAGGAUCAGACAGCCCCCCGAGAUGGUGGACGCGUCUGGAGUUGAUGAGAAGCUCUCCCAUGAGAUUUAG
Messenger RNA from Cordyceps fumosorosea ARSEF 2679, 1509 nucleotides. Its product is annotated as Sugar/inositol transporter. The record is from RefSeq and is a predicted model, not a curated record. The transcript is spliced from 7 exons. Lineage: Eukaryota; Fungi; Ascomycota; Sordariomycetes; Hypocreales; Cordycipitaceae. The coding region runs from base 1 to 1509 and encodes 502 amino acids. Gene Ontology annotation, molecular function: carbohydrate:proton symporter activity. Gene Ontology annotation, biological process: transmembrane transport; carbohydrate transport. Gene Ontology annotation, cellular component: membrane.